AUCACGCGGGAAACCGGCAGCGCUGGAACAUGGAGGAACUGGACGUGGAGCCGGCGGAAACUCUCAUCCCAGGAAUGGGGCAACUGGAUCGUCCUAUAGGAUUUGCCUGGGGACCUGGAGAUCUCUUGCUGUAUGACACUCAGUACCAUGAUUCAGAUCCUCCUAUAAAAGCUGGAAGCAGAGAUGGUGGUUUUGAGCCCUGUUGUUUUAUGUACAUUGUGCGCCAUGAUGAAGAUCUAUAUUCGCCAGUUCUUCGUAAGCUCUACAAUGAAUCACACGGCAUCUUUGUGGGUCUGCAGAAGAUUGAUGAGGAAUCCAGCAAGUCUCGAAAAACACAGUUUAUAGGAGUGAGUAAGAAUUAUCGCUCAGUACUCCAGGCUUGUAUACACGAGAUGCACCAACUAACUGUUUCUACACGUGAUGUUGCUGAAAGUAACAAGUACUCUUUCCAGGUUUCCAUACUAUCUGCCAUGGAGCUGACCUGGAACCUCUGUGAGAUACUCUUCAUUGAAGCAGCAUCAGCCGGUCCCCUGUUAAUACUCCUACUUGACUGGGUGCGUCUCCAUGUUUGUGAGGUGGACAGUCUUGCCCAAGAAGUGCUUGAAAGUCAAACUCCCACACAACACGACAGAUUUUGGGAUGCGAUCACUGGCUGUGUCCUGCAGGGAAGAAUGGAUGAAGCGCGGCAGUUACUGUCCAAAGAAACCUCUUCCAACGUGAACUCCCGGAGCAUGUGCCGUGUCCUGGACGACCUCUUGAAAAAGAUGCCCAUGCUGAGUUCCUCAACAGCACAGACUCUGACAGAAUUUGAACUUAAGUGGCAGCAUUGGCGUGAAGAAUGUACACAUCACCUGAUGUGCGGGACGUUCUCCUCCAGCCAGGACAUGGAAUCUAUCUGCAAGAUUCUUUUGGGCGAUGAAGAGACUUUACUGGAAAGGAGGGAACUUAUGACAACCUGGUAUCACUACCUUGUGUCACAUCUGCUCUUUACACAUCCAACAGUGAAACCCACAGAACUGCAUUCCUAUGCACAGUCCAGCCUUAACAUAUUUUUAUCAGGAGAGAGUACCGCAGAGCCCCUGGACAACAUCCUAUUGGCUGCAUUUGAGCUUGACAUUCACCAGGUCAUUAAGGAGUUCAGCAUUGUCUCCAGUAACUGGUGGUUUGUGGCUCACCUGACUGACCUGCUAGAUCACUGCCAGCUCUUCCAGUCACACAGCUUAUAUUUUGGGUCAAACAUGAGAGAGUUUCUCCUGCUUGAAUAUGCGUCUGGACUCUUCUCCCAUCACAGCCUUUGGCAACUAGGAGUUAGCUAUUUUGACUACUGUCCUGAGCAAGGACGUGCGUACCUUGAGCUUCACAUAGAAAGAAUCCCUCUUACUACUGAGAAAAAAGCUCUGAAGGUCCUGCAAAUCUGUGAGAAAAGACAGAUGACUGAACAAGUCCGCAGUAUCUGCAAGACAUUGGCAAUGAAGGCCCUGCGCAAUGGCCGUUUGGGAUCAGCAUUAUCGUGGAGUAUUCGAGCCAAAGAUGCAGCUUUUGCAACACUUAUAUCAGACAGGUUCCUAAACGAUUAUUGUGAGCGUGGGAAAUUCUCAGACUUGGACCUGCUUGACAACCUGGGUCCUACCAUGCUGCUCAGCGACCGUCUCACAUUCCUAGGAAAGUACAGGGAGUUUCAUAGGAUGUACAAUGAGCAGCAGUUUACAGAAGCAGCUGGUUUGCUGCUCUCUCUCUUGACGGCUAACAUAGCACCAAGUUUCUUCAGGCUCACUCUCCUGCUGGACGCCCUGCCGCUCCUUGAACAGAACGAGGUGAUCUUCUCUUCUAAGCAAACCUAUGCAUUAAUGAAAUGCUUGGAAGACCGGAUGACGGUGAAACAAGAAUUGACACAGGAGCCAACAUCACAGGAGCUGAACAUGGAGAAUACUAAAGUGGAAAUGCUGAGAUUGGCUCUUGCACGAAACCUGGCACGCGCAAUUGUGAAAGAGGCUAUGCUAAAAGCAUAGAACAAGGUUAUUUUGAAUACAUUUAUUUAUAACUUUUUUUUAUGUUCUGUUAUUGUAUUUUUAUCCCCCCCCCUUCCCCCUCAUUGAAGUUUUUCUAUCUAGAAAGACCUAUUAUUGCUGACACCAUCAUUCAUUGUUAAACCAGUUAAAAACCAUGAAGUGUGAGCCUCCAGUUACCAUAACCAUUUCAAUGAUAUGAAGUGGUUAUGGUGCCAAGAGCGUCCUUUUAAUACUGGUGUGUGAAUUUAGUCAAGAAGAAUUGUUGGAGACAAUGUAAAUUACAAGGCUGAAUGUUUAUACUAC
Pelobates fuscus (common spadefoot toad) is the source of this 2312-nucleotide messenger RNA. RefSeq names its product nucleoporin 85 (gene NUP85). Gene Ontology annotation, molecular function: structural constituent of nuclear pore. The record is from RefSeq and is a predicted model, not a curated record. The transcript has 19 exons. Gene Ontology annotation, biological process: protein import into nucleus; positive regulation of DNA-templated transcription; mRNA export from nucleus. Gene Ontology annotation, cellular component: nuclear pore outer ring. Bases 30 to 2009 code for a protein of 659 amino acids. NCBI's taxonomy places the organism in Eukaryota, Metazoa, Chordata, Amphibia, Anura, Pelobatidae.